This is a messenger RNA of Salvia hispanica, 1692 nucleotides long. RefSeq lists its product as uncharacterized. NCBI's taxonomy places the organism in Eukaryota, Viridiplantae, Streptophyta, Magnoliopsida, Lamiales, Lamiaceae. The record is from RefSeq and is a predicted model, not a curated record. Gene Ontology annotation, cellular component: chloroplast thylakoid membrane; chloroplast envelope.
GGAUAGAAUCAGUGAUUCGCUUUGCGGUAAUUGUCAGAAUCCUUUGUUUACUGGAAAAUGGAGCUGGCUUCGGUUCCUCUCAGCUCAUACUGCUCUGUUUCAGCCGCACGGCCCGCCGCCGCCGCUUCCAGAAGCUUCUCUCCAUCCCUCCCUAUUUUCAGGACUACCGUUCCGAAUAUUUCUUCAUUAUUUGUCGCUUAUAAACCCAAAGGAUUCCUAUUGCCACACGAGAAAUUUAGGUGUUUUUCCCAUACUGCUGGUCUUGAUAAUGCAACAACGGCAGGGAACGUUUCAUCUCAAGAACAUGUGUCGUCUGCUGAGGAACACAUUGCAGAAGGUGGUGCUGUUACUGCAAAUGAUGCAAACCACAAAAAUAGGGAUAGUGAACAAUUGGAUGAGAAUAAAAUGAUUCGCAUCUGCGACAAAUUAAUUGGUGUCUUUAUGGUUGAUAAGCCUGCACCAACCGAUUGGAGGAGAUUAUUAAUUUUUAGCAAGGAAUGGGGCAAUAUUCGACCCCACUUCUACAAGAGAUGUCAGGACCGAGCAGAUAGUGAGAGUGAUCCUGGAAUGCAGCACAAGCUACUUCGGCUUGCAAGGAAGCUCAAAGAGAUUGAUGAUGAUACCCAAAGGCAUAAUGAGCUGCUUGAUGCAAUUAGAAAGUCACCAUCUGAGGUUGGUGAAAUUGUAGCUCGGCGCCGUAAAGACUUCACGAAAGAAUUCUUUGUUCAUCUUAACACCGUGGCAGAGUCGUACUAUGACAAUCCAACAGAACAAAAUGCUGUUGCGAAACUUGGGAAUACAUGCAUAGCUGCUGUACAAGCAUAUGAUACUGCAACGGAAAGUAUAGAAGCGAUAAAUGCUGCAGAGUUGAAAUUUCAAGAUAUCAUUAACUCUCCAUCUGUAGAUGCUGCUUGCCGGAAGAUUGACAAUUUGGCUGAAAAAAAUCAACUUGAUUCUGCACUCGUCCUCAUGAUUACAAAAGCUUGGUCUGCUGCCAAGGAGUCAACCAUGAUGAAAGAUGAGGUUAAAGAUGUAUUGUAUCAUUUAUAUAAAACAUCCAGAGGUAAUCUCCAGAGGCUUAUGCCUAAAGAAAUCAGGAUACUUAAGUAUCUACUAACAAUCGAAGACCCUGAAGAGCGCAUGAGUGCACUAAAUGAUGCUUUCACACCAGGAGAAGAACUUGAAGGAAUGGAUGUCGACAACCUCUACACGACACCAGAACAGCUGCAUACUUGGAUUGGAUCUAUAGUUGAUGCUUACCAUUUCAGCCGAGAGGGCACUCUUGUAAGGGAAGCCAGAGACUUGAUGAACCCGAAGAUUAUCCGGAAACUGGAAGAGUUAAAGAAGGCCAUCCAAGAUAAUUUCAUGUGAGAUCGAAUGCAUAUCGCCUAGCAAUGUAGAGCAAACAGGGUGUGCAUCCAGCAGAGCUCAAGCUCGAUGAACUUAUGGUAAACCGGCUUCUCCUGUGGAAAGCUUGAUAUUUAUCUCCAUAUGUUGCUUGAGGAAGUGCCGGAGAAGACUACAUACAUCGAGCCUCAUGUAAUUUAGUUCGGUCCGGUCAGUUUUUCGGGACAUUCGGUUAGUUCGGUUAACAAUUGGACUUGUUAGCCUGUUAUUGCAUUUUGUACAGUAUAAUUUGUGACAUGAACUUUCAUGUUAAUUCGGUCAAAUAAAGUGUUUAUUUUUAUUACA